UGAAGAUGUCGAAAAUAUUCCUCCCGCUAGUCUUGCUUGGCCUAGCGACCAUUAAUGGAGGCGACGGUCGGACAGUUCCAAAUACUGUGGAUAAUGUUCAGCGACUGCACCACUUGACGCCCGGCGAGCUAGCAGAGGAACUGAGCGGUCAAUUCGAAGGGGACAUCAUUCUGAACGACGCACAGGAAGUCGCACUCCGCAAACGCACCGGAGUCCGGAUGCCGCAGUUUAUCUGGCCAAAUGGAAUCGUACACUACGAAAUUGUUGAAAGGGAUUUCGACGCUGCCCAGCUGGUCGCAAUUGACGAUGCAAUCAAGGACAUAGAGCGAAUCAGCUGUGUUCGGUUUGUGCUGCGUGCUCCUGGUUCGACCGUGCAAGACUACGUCCGGAUAACGGGAAGCGAUUCCGGGUGCUUUUCCUACGUCGGCCGUCGCACCGGUGAGCAACAGCUGAACCUGGAACCGGCGAGUCCUGGGUCGGGAUGCUUCCGACAUGGUACGAUACUGCACGAGUUGAUUCACGCGCUCGGGUUUUACCACAUGCACAGUGCCAGCGAUCGCGACCAGUACGUGGCGGUCCAGUGGCAGAAUGUUCGCGAGGGAGCAGAGGCAAACUUCCAGAACUACGGAACGGAUUUUAUAACGGACUUUGGAGUGGAGUAUGACUAUGGCAGCAUUAUGCAUUACAGUGCGACGGCUUUCAGCAAAAACGGGGAAAGGACGAUCAGUCCGAAGGUGGCCGCGGUUUCCAUCGGGCAGCGGUUCUGGAUGAGCGAGAAUGACAUCUGGAGGAUCUGGAAGAUGUACGGGUGCUCGUGAGGAG
This is a messenger RNA of Ochlerotatus camptorhynchus, 822 nucleotides long. RefSeq names its product seminal metalloprotease 1-like. Bases 6 to 818 code for a protein of 270 amino acids. Gene Ontology annotation, biological process: proteolysis. Gene Ontology annotation, molecular function: zinc ion binding; metalloendopeptidase activity. The transcript is spliced from 2 exons. NCBI's taxonomy places the organism in Eukaryota, Metazoa, Arthropoda, Insecta, Diptera, Culicidae. The record is from RefSeq and is a predicted model, not a curated record.